Messenger RNA from Guyanagaster necrorhizus, 1018 nucleotides. RefSeq lists its product as uncharacterized. The record is from RefSeq and is a predicted model, not a curated record. Bases 294 to 887 code for a protein of 197 amino acids. NCBI's taxonomy places the organism in Eukaryota, Fungi, Basidiomycota, Agaricomycetes, Agaricales, Physalacriaceae. The transcript has a single exon.
AUCACCGACGUGACGUCGAAGUGCGGGGGCCAGUCCUUCACUCACGAACCGUUUGGGCCCAUGAUAGAGUCGCGGUGGAAUGGAGGGCGCUUACGGCGCUUGGAGAUGCAUGUGAAGUACGGAUGGGGAGACCCAUAUUACUCUGAGGUUGUCCGUCGGACGUUAGGGAAGUACGUAGACGAAGGGCUAGAUGUUGUGAUUUUUGACGGAGAAUGUGUUGUGUAACCGUGUAUUGUAUUGCCUAAAGUUCAUUUGAUAACAUUGGUAUUGAGUGUGUGGCUUUGUUGUGCUGCAUGAUUCCCUCUCGCUGGGAAAGAACGCGUCGAAUGUCCACAGUAUACAUAAAUGGUCAAGGAGGCCACAUCGUCAUGGGCAAGCUUUUCCUGGACAAAGAGGAGUGGCUCCGGAAGCCGAGUCUCCUGGAAAGGAGCACGCGCUGCUCUGGAUGCCUUGGCAUUAUUAAUUUCGAAGAAGACUAUGACGUUGAUGUAUGGACGAGACAUCGCGACUCUUGUAGAGGAAUCGAAGAGAGGAUGAUGAUUACCAUUGCUAGAGCACUGGAGUUUCCGGCACGAGAUAUGGAUGUGCACGAUUCUGGCGAUGCGUUUUGUGGUCCUGAUGAUGGGUGGGAGCCCGUGAAGCAAUCUGUACUGGACGAGAAAUGGCACACGUUAAAGGAAAUAUUAUCGGACAAAUCUGCCGAGGAGGCGGAGGAGAAUGGGUCGAAGACGGUGACGUUUGUGGAAAUCGAAGAUUGCGAAGAUGUCGAGGAAGACGUCGAUGAUACUGAUGGUAGUUGCAUCAGAUAUGAGAAUGAAGCCUACUCCGAGGGAAAAGGUUCAGAUUUACGUCAUGAUUUCAGUGUACCGACUGCUGGCCCGGCUUAAUUUGGUGGGUGGCAGAAACCUGUUGUAGAACGUGUAAACUGAUGAACUUCUAAAGCAGGGGUAGAAUAGGACAGCAGUAUAUUGUUUGCAGUGGCCGGACUCGAAGAUAAAUCUCUCUUGUAAUCUCAUAC